Molecule: messenger RNA, 6216 nt
Organism: Physella acuta
Lineage: Eukaryota; Metazoa; Mollusca; Gastropoda; Physidae
Product: protein FAM193A
Source: RefSeq, a predicted model, not a curated record
CCGGGUAAAAUACUUUACUGUUCCGCCAUUUUGCUUCUGUAAAGUUUGUAUUUUAAUCAGGAAUCGAAAGCCCUUCCUCUUUUUCACUUUACUUUUAUUAAGUUAUGCACGCUAUACUUUACUCGUAGGCGCGAAAUCUAACAAUGAGUGGAAAAGACGGUAAACGAGCUAAGGGGCGCAGAAACCAGUAUUCUCAUUCUAAGAAUGCGACGUCGACUUCCUCCGUACAGUCCCGUGUUGGUGCCUUUGGCCUUGGUGUAUCAGCUCCAACUACUCCUAACCCAUUCAAACCAUUUGGAAGCAGCGUUACUAUGAACGUAAAUGACGUUGCAACAGAAUUUGGAUUUACUUUGAAGCCUUCACAAGAAGAUGCCAUGAGAAUCACAGAACUCAUGGAUGCUCCUGUUGACUUGGAUAUUCCUGUACAUGCCAUUAGUCGAGGUCCUAAUCCUUAUCUUGAUAGGUGCAUGUAUUGUAAUACUCCACGUACCACAUCUCAAGAUGAAGAUGAUGGGCUGGAGCUUUUAGAUCUUCAGCUGGAUGGUAAUACUGUAAUUAGCAGCCCUACCAAUCCCCAGUCAUAUAGCUCGCUGAAGCUAGAAAUUUGGACUUGUGUCAAUUGCAGGAAAGUUGCAGGGAAUUUUCAAUCUUUUUUGGAAGCCAACUUUCCUCAAGCUUCCUAUGACUUACCAUUUUUGCAUGAAAGAUGCAUUGAUCCAUUAUCAUGUGCAAGAUGCCAGGAAGAGCGUGAGAACCAUGAAAGAGAAACACAAGAGCUUCAAGAAAAUUGGGUAGAACUGCGUUCAAUUGUAAAAGAUCUGUACAGUAGCAAAGAAGAAAUAGUUCUUUCAGAAGAACAGGGUCAGAGACUUCAGUUUCUAGUUGACAAACUUUGUAGUAGAGAUCCUCAUCAGCUCUUUCUGCGUCUUGAGUCUCAAGUUCGAGAGAUAGUUAUGGAUAUGAAAACAAGUUUGCUAAACAAGCUUAAAGAAAAUGGCUGUGAUACCCCUGAACUAGCUCUUGAUUUCACCCGUUCGCUUCUGUCUCAUUAUGAUUUACUAACAGAAAAAUCUUGCCUCCUUGCUCGAUAUCUAGGGGGAUUGAGUGAGCAUCUAAGACGUUUUAAGGUGACAUGGGAACUGUUAAAUAAGCACCUGUUUCAUUCAAUAGCACACAAUGAUCCUGCCAUCAGCAACAGUGGUCCAACAAUACUAGAACAUUUAAGGCAAGGCUCUGUUCAGUAUGAAAGAUCUAAAGAAGAUCCAUACUGUUCUGUUAGAAAGCGUCUACUCAAGUUUCAGGAAGAAAUGUCAGUGGUAGUUGUUGUUUGGAGAGAUUGUCAACAGUUGAUAGAAAGUUAUUGUCAAGAGGAGGUUAAGAAUACUCAAAAACAGGUGUCCAGUAAAGCACGCAGUUUUAUAAAUCAGCAGAGGCAGUUCUUAAAAGAACAUCUAAUGAAAGAGCCUCUAAUAAUGGACAAAGCAUUAUCUGAAACUAUGAAAAACCUUAUGUCAGGACACAAGACAUCAACUGAGAAAGUACUAUGCCAUCAGUGUAAACGUGAGAGGUGUACAUGUGAUGAAUGUACUAUAACUCAUAUGAUAACUUGUGGCAUAAUAAACAGUGACAAAGGGGAAAUACCACCUCCACCAAACUCAUUCAACUUUGCCCUAGACAGAACAAUUAAUAUUAUGGAUCUCACGCCACCCUCCAUGUCUAGCACAACAUCCAGCAGUGGUUCUGUCUCACCCAUCAAUAUUGAAGAUAAGCUCACCACUUUUUACAACUGUGAAAGAGUGCUACAAGAGGAAUUCAGGGAUGAAUUUGGUGAUGUUUUAAUGAAUUGCAAUGAACGUGAAGGCAAGGCACCAAGUUUGUCAGAAGAUGCAAAUGAUGAUAUUGAUGAUAAUGCAGGAGAUGAUGAAGAAGAGGAUGAUGAUGAUUAUGGAGAUGAUGAUUCUACUGACAAUCAAGAUGCUGGUAGUGAUGAACCUCAUGCUUUACAGCAGAUACCCAUUUGUGAACUUAAAGACGAUGAACUAUGGGAGGCUAUGCAACGCCAUCACCAGCAACAACAGCAUCACCAACAUCAACACCACCAACAUUUACUUUGUGAUAGAAUGAGCACCCAGCACAACUGUGUACAGUGUCAUCAAGUGAAGCAAGAUCAACAGUGUCCUUUUCAGCCAAGAAUAGAUCCUGAGUUAUCUAGACAGCUAGAUGCGGAACUGGCAAAGUCAGGUUUACUACCUGGUGGUGCAGGAGACUAUGGAGGGGACACUGUGGCUGGAUCUGGGGAUAAUACAGCAGAUAGCCAGGGGAGUGGUGAUAGUAUGAACUCAAAUGUUUGUACCACCUGUCAGUGUCAUGCUUGUCUCAAUCAGAGUGGGCAGGUUAUCUCCACAUCUUUGCCUUUACAAAUGCCAGUAUCACCAUCACCAUCUGAGCUACACUUGUAUCCUCACAUUCAUGGGCUUCCCCAACAUAGUCAACAGAGAUACAUGUCAGAUCUGACAUCUCAGUUAAUGUCAUCUAUCAAACUGCCUGUGAAACUAGACUUUAGUGAUGCACCUGGAAUGCAGGACCAUCUUUAUCACGCAUACAGUGACUGGGAUAACACCAUGCCACACAUAGGAUCUCUUGCUGCUCAUCAUCACCAACAGCAUCAACAGCGGCUAUCAUCACUGGCUACAGAGCUGCCGCAUCCACCAUUGGUUACUUCUGCAUCUUUUACAUUUGACUACGCUUCGCACCUGGCUACACACACAACAAACACUUCUACUACAAACACUACUAGUGCAUUCAAAUCAGUUGCUGGCAAACAUUUUACCUCGUCAAUCCUGCCAACAUUUAACAAUGUAGAAAACAUGGCUUCUGAGGGAAGUUCUGUUGAUCCUAGCAAGCCCUUAGAUUUUGCAUCAAUGGCUAAAAUUCCUCAGUCCUGUUUAAAUUCUCUCUCGCCUGCUUCUUUCUCUCUCUCUCCAUCUUUCACAUGCCCUUCUUCUAUAAACCCUUCUUCACCUAUGCCUAGUCUGCCAGUGACUUCUAAGUCUUCAGGACCCUGUCAUGGUCCACCUCAUUGCUCUAGACCAGCUACAUUGGGUGGCAAUGCCACCUCUAGUAAAUGGGAAAGAAACCUCCUCCAUUGUAAGAAAACUGCUGGCUCAGGUUUCAUCAAUAAACAAAUGUCAGGGGUCCAGGGGCAACAGCAACAGUGUAAUUUAGGAGUAUUACCUUUUGCUGGUGGAUUGCAAACAGCCCAAACAUUACCUUCUUCUCAAGCUUCGAAAAACCCUUUUCCUGCUCAUCAUCAUAAAGAUGAAGCUGUGCGACCAAUCAGAGCGCCACUUCCUUGUUCUCACUCUUCCAACUCCGUGUCUCGGCCUGGAGGAUUAUCACCUCAUACCACAGCAACUGUCUCUUCUACUACCAAUGUACCUACAGCAAGUGGAUCCAGUGCAAAUUUGUCAUGUAAUAGCAGCAACAGUCUUUCUACUAUGGUCAAUAAUAUUGGUGUAGGAACAUCCACACCAUGCAAUGAUCCUGUCUGUGAGGCGCACCAUCAUGAUGAUAAUUGUGACAGUGUUGAUGAUAGUUGUUCUGAGAAAAGUUCCAGCACCUCUACAUCAAACCAAAAGGAAGGGAAAUACUGUGACUGUUGCUACUGUGAAUUCUUUGGCCAUAAUAAUACUCAGGUUGCAAAAACAAGUACAAACUAUAUAGAAAUGAAAGACAGGCUGAGAAAAAAGUUAAAAAAAAGGCAGAGCGAGAGCAAACAUAAACAAAUUGGUCCAAAGAAUGGAGUUGUCCAAGAGACUUUCAAGGAGGAUUUAAAGGAUCCAUUAGAAAAGAAAGGGCUUGAAGGCUUACUUAGUUUUAUCAAUGGAACUGAUGAUUCAAACCAAAACAAAUGCAAAGAAAAAGAGCUAACUGCCAAAGCAGCAAAACGAGCUCGUCAGAAACAAAAAAAGCUUGAAGAAAAAGCAAGACAAGAAAAAACCUUCCCUUCUGAAAAAAGCCAUCAGCUUGAACCAGAGAAAACUCUUAGACAGCUGUUGUUAAAUCAGACAUUAGGGUCAGAGUUUGAUAAUCAAUUUAAAAUGGCUAAACCAAAGUCCAAAAGAGCUCAGAUGCUUUCUGAGAAAAAAGAUAUCCCUGUAGAAAAGACAGAGCAGUUGAAAGUGUCAAGUUUGCCUAUCAAACAAGAAAUAAAUAGAUCUUCCUUAAUAAUUGAAUCUACAAGAUCAACAAUCAACCCAUCUAAGGAUCUAGCUAGUGCUCAGCAAAGGUUGUCUAACAAUAAUAGCAAGGAUUCUUCUCAACAAAUUCUUGGUGUUUAUCAGUCACUGAAGCAACAGCAAAAAGUGAAAUCCCAGUCUGAUAAUAAUAACAGCACACCUAGCGUGCCCAUCUCUCAAAACAAAUCCAAUGGGACAGUCAGUGGAUUAUCAGCCAAGGCUGGGCCAGAGGGUAAUAAAAGCAAUGGGACAACCAAGCAGCAGCCAGAACAGCGCCCUAUUCAGCAGAAGCAACAAACUGUCAAGAGUGUCAAUGGCAAAGUCUCAGCAGCUUCACAGCAAGUUGGGAAUGGAAACCAUGUGCUCAAUGGUCGUGGUAGCCAGAUAGAUAAAAAAAGCCAGCCCCAACCUGCGCUAAUGAAUGGUGCACCAGUUAAAAAUCAGGUUGUCUCCACCACCCCAUCUGUACCAAUUACCGUGAUUGCUUCAAACAAUUCUAAAAGUACUGUAAUUGACAGUCCAGGUGCUGGUAGUGGAAGCUCAACCUCUCAGUCACCAUCCUGUGGGACUAAAGCAUCAUCUGAUCAGCAGGGAAAAUCUAGCAAGGCCAAGAAGAACAAAAAGAAAAACAAAAAUGGGGAUAUAAAUGGUGUCGAUGAAAUUUUCAUGCCUAAAUCAGAAUCUGAAUUAGAUGGAGAUGUUGAUGAAUUUGAACGUGAGUUGGAAGAAUUUAAAAGGUUUUGUUUUGAACCUGCUGAACCAAAAGAGAGGAGAAAGAUAGCUGUAAAUGUGAAUCUGAAGGAUAUCUUCAAGAAAAAAACUGGCUUGGUUUAAACAUUGACACAAUCACUUACAUUGACAGAAUAUUUGAUUGUGGUAACUUUUGUAUCUAUUGGUGUAAUUAUUUUGGAAAGUAGCACAAAUUAUGCAUACAGUACCUGAUAGUUUUUAUUUCUUUAAGUGUAAAUUGAAAUUUAAGCAAUUAAAAAUAGUGCUUUAAAUUAAAAGCACAACCUUGGUUGACAGUUGUGUUGUCAUUUCAGUUUUUAAGUUUUGGCUUUGUAUUUUUGAAAUUUUGUUAUUAGAACUAAACUAAUACAAAUUAAGAAUAUCAGAUUUCUAUAUUAGCUAAUUAUAGAAUCAGUUAUUUUUAAGUUGUGAAAUAAAGCUUACACAGCAACAAAAAUUUUCGAAAACAAGAGCUGAAAAUUUCAAGAGAUCAAUGAAAACAAGUAUUAAAUGUUUUUUAUAGACUAAAUUGAUUACAUUUACAAACAAGAUAGCUAAAUGUAUAUAUUUCUAGUUAGAAAAUUCUUUGGUAUUAGAUUUCAUUGUUUUAAUAUUUUAUUUUAAUGUAAAAAAAAGAUGCAAUCAAUUUUCAUCCUUAUACUUGUUUCAAUUGAUCGGCUAAGCCUCAAGUUUAAGCAAUUGUUGUUUUAACUUAAAAAAGGUUUGUUUUUAAAUUAAGCUGGUUGAAAUGUUAAAUUUCAAAUUAGCUUCCUUACAAGAAUGAAAUGUUUUUGUAUAGAGCAAUUACCUAAGCACUUUCUAAUACUUGUUAGAAUCAGUAUUCACAAUUUAAAACUAAUGAUGCUCCAUACAGACUGUUAGAAAACAAAAUAUCAGAUUCAGAUAAUAGCAGUGGUGUUGGCACUGCUCUUGCACCAAUAAUGAAUUGUUACUUAAAUCUUGUAAUGUUAAUUGGCAUGCUUUGAAUUUGUGCGGAUAUAUUAUCCCUCAUAAAUAUAACCCCUAUUUCCCGAGAAGCUUUGCUCAUUGAUGAAAAACUGUACUGUCUUGGAAAUGCUGGUUGUUUAAAAUGGCAUGAUUCGCUUCUUAUUGACUAUUUGAUUUACCGCCCUUUCACUCGUUACCCAAAUUUGCUGUAGACUUCACUCUCAUUUGAUAGGGUGGUGGCGUUAUACGUCCUUCAUGCAUUAACUAUGAAUUAUUAAUACAUAAUGUACUUUUUCACUUG